ACCCGCGUUUUUGAUGACCAGGUGCAUGCUGGACCACCAUGCCUGCGUGCUGAAGUGCUCACGGUGGACGCUCCAGCGGUAUAGUACUCAGGAACGUUUACCGUCAGUGAGGACUUUCUACUCAACGUGUUUGAAACUUUGAGGAGCGCAGUCGGACCAGAGAGACUGGGACUGCUUAUAGUGGGACAGAGUGGCUGUGUGUGGACUGGUUAUACUGGUAGUAAACGAGCACAGAGGUUGAACCUGGAGCAGAUUGUGGAGGACUUCGCGGUGCACAACAAGACUCACACAAAGCCGUUCAGACAGCUCCUGGCUGCAAGUACAAAGGAGGAGGAGCAACACAUGCAGUCACACACAACGCAUAACCUUCCCUAAACCUUAAAGGACCAGACCAGCGGCUCGUCAUACUGGAAGAAACAAAAAGAAGGAUGGCUGUGGAAGAAGGGACUGGCAAGUUAAUGUUGGAAAGAGAGAAGAUGAUCUCCCCAUCGUGUUUUCAAGCAAGCAAGUCCACCGUAGGUUGUAGCCUGCCCACUAACUGGAUGCAAAGACCGCUUUUUUUAUUAGCUCACAACACUGUCUGUGUUGGCCUACAGCAUCUUGGAACACUUGUCAGUUAUCAGCAACUUUCGAAAGUGUGUAGAGCCUUUUCUGUCUCUUCAUGCUUUAAUCAUCUACCCCCAACUGUUCAUGCUGUACAGUUUUCCCAUCAAAUCCAUCAUUUCUCCUUGGUAUCUAAACUCUUCCAUAACGAUCCUCCCCAGCUUUCCCUACAUCAGUAUUUCUCCAACCAGCCAGAUAUGGCAGAACAGAGGUUCAUUGUUGAAUACGCCAAACGCGGUACUGCAGGAUGUAAGAAAUGCAAGGACAAAAUCCAAAAGGGCAUAGUGCGCAUAGGGAAGAUUGUGCCAAACCCUUUCAGCGAGUCUGCAGGGGAGAUGAAAGAGUGGUAUCAUGCAAAGUGCAUAUUUGAGAAGCUGGAAAGGGCGAGAGCCACUACGAAGAAGAUUGAGGACAUCACAGAUCUGGAGGGCUGGGAAGAGCUGCAGGACGAAGACAGGGAGCUCAUUAAUAAACAUGUUUCAGACCUGAUGGCCAGAGUCGGUGCAAGUCCAAAGAAGAAGGUGCAGGCCAAGAUGAACACCUCUGGCCAGCUAAUGUCUCCUCCUGCUGACCCAUCUGUCAACGCUCCGCGCAAGUUCUCAGGCUUUACUGCUGCGAAAGCUGGCAGCUCCAGCAGCCCAGGACCAUCCUCUUCCCCUUCCAAUAUCAGCCAAGUCAGCGCCCUGUCCACCCAGCUAUGUGACCGCCAGCACAAGGACUGCCUCUUUAGAGAGUUUCGCAAGCUCUGUGCCAUGGUGGCAGAACACAACAGCUACAAUGUCAAGACACAGAUUAUUGAAAAGUUCCUCAAGAAGGGCUCAGGUGGAGAUAAGUUCCAUGGAGAUCUUUAUCUGACGGUGAAGCUGCUCCUGCCAGGUGUGGUAAAAAGUGUCUACAACCUAAAUGACAAGCAGAUCGUAAAACUCUUCAGCCGCAUAUUCAAGUGCAACCAGGAUGACAUGGUGCGCGAUCUCGAGCAGGGCGAUGUGUCUGAGACAGUGAGGAUGUUCUUCGAGGAGAGUAAAUCAUUUCCCGCGGCUACCAAGAGCCUCCUGACCAUUCAGGAAGUGGACGCCUCACUGACCCGCCUUGCCCAACUGACCAAGGAGGAUGAGCAGCAGACUGAGCUGGAGGAAAUUGCCAAAAAAUGUACCGGUAAUGACCUAAAAUGCAUAAUUCGUCUUAUUAAACAUGACUUGAAGAUGAACUCCGGAGCAAAACAUGUCUUAGAUGCAGUGGAUCCAAAUGCUUACGAUGCCUUCAAGGCCUCGCGUAAUCUGGGUGAUGUGAUUGAACGGGUGUUGAGGAAUCAGAUGGAGGCGUCUAAUGGCUCAGGACCCAGGAAACUCCUCACUGUGGAGGCCUCGCUCAUGACCCCCGUUCAGCCCAUGUUGGCGGAGGCAUGUAAAUCCGUCGAGUACGCCAUGAAGAAAUGCCCCAACGGGAUGUACUCUGAGAUCAAGUAUGAUGGGGAACGUGUGCAAGUCCAUAAGAACGGAGACCACUUCAGCUACUUCAGCCGCAGCCUCAAGCCAGUGUUACCACACAAAGUGGCCCAUUUCAAGAACUACAUCCCUCAGGCUUUCCCCGGAGGCCACAGUAUGAUAUUGGAUGCUGAAGUCCUUCUAAUUGACACAAAGACAAGUAAACCCCUGCCCUUUGGGACUUUGGGUGUACACAAGAAAGCAGCGUUUCAAGAUGCCAACGUGUGCCUUUUUGUUUUUGACUGCAUCUACUUCAACGGUGUGAGUCUCAUGGAGAGGCCUCUGUGUGAACGCAGAAAGUUCCUGCAUGACAACAUGGUUGAAGUCACCAACAGGAUCCUGUUCUCAGAGAUGAAGCACGUCACUAGGGCAGGAGAUCUGGCUGAAAUGAUAACUCGUGUCAUCAGAGAGGGACUUGAAGGCCUGGUGCUAAAAGACUUGAAGGGCUCCUAUGAACCAGGAAAGCGCCAUUGGCUGAAGGUGAAGAAGGACUAUUUGAACGAAGGGGCGAUGGCAGACACAGCUGACCUAGUGGUGCUGGGGGCCUUCUAUGGAAAAGGCUCAAAUGGGGGCAUCAUGUCCAGUUUUCUAAUGGGCUGUUAUGACCCACACUCCAAGAAAUGGUGCACAGUCACCAAGUGCUCCGGAGGCUAUGAUGACGCCACCUUGGCCCGGCUCCAGAAAGAGCUGGAUGUGAUCAAAAUCAGCAAGGACCCGAGCAAAAUCCCAGGUUGGCUGAAAAUCAUCAAGAACUAUUAUCCGGACUUCAUUAUUCGUGAUCCUCAGCAAGCACCUAUCUGGGAGAUCACAGGCGCAGAGUUUUCCAAAUCAGAAAUGCACACCGCUGAUGGCAUCUCUAUCCGCUUUCCCCGCAUGACACGCAUUCGUGACGACAAGGACUGGAAGACUGCUACCAACUUGCACCAGCUUAAAGAGCUCUACCGCAUAUCAAAGGAGAACUGUGACUUUAAAGUGACAGCUGGACCAUCUACAUCCAACGAUGACAAGGGCUCCUCAGGAGGGGACAGCGGACGAAGCUCCCCGUCGUCUUCGUCCCACGGAAGUGCUCCACUCAAGAAGACCAACAGCACACCCAAACCAAAGGUGGUGAAGUCCCAGCCUCGCACUCCUGGCUCAGAAGCAUCCAGUGCCAAGAAGGUGAAGAAGAGUGAAAGUGUUCAAAGCAAUGGACAAAGCAAAACAACUCAACUACUGGAGCCAAGGAAUGACAAGACGCUGCUGGACAUCUUCAGUGGGGUGAAGCUUUUCCUGCCCGUUUCAGUGCAGGACUUCGACAAACUGAGGAGGUACUUUGUGGCGUAUGACGGAGACCUCGUACAGGACUACGACGCCGCCUCAGCCACGCAUACGCUGGCUGAACCUGAAGACGACAGCAAGGCCCAGAGAGUAUCACCAAGCUGGAUCUGGGAAUGUAUCCGCAAGAGGCGUGUCGUACCUCCCUGUUAACAAUAAUAAAAACAAAAAAAACAUUUUA
Perca flavescens (yellow perch) is the source of this 3582-nucleotide messenger RNA. RefSeq names its product ligase III, DNA, ATP-dependent (gene lig3). Gene Ontology annotation, cellular component: DNA ligase III-XRCC1 complex; nucleus. Lineage: Eukaryota; Metazoa; Chordata; Actinopteri; Perciformes; Percidae. The transcript is spliced from 23 exons. Gene Ontology annotation, molecular function: DNA ligase (ATP) activity; DNA binding; ATP binding. The coding region runs from base 429 to 3554 and encodes 1041 amino acids. Gene Ontology annotation, biological process: double-strand break repair; DNA biosynthetic process; lagging strand elongation. The record is from RefSeq and is a predicted model, not a curated record.